AUGGGGCACCAUCAGGCCGUGACCUUCCAGCAUUUAGAGACUUCAGACGGCGAGAGAGAGCUAUUUCGCCCUUGGACUAGCUACUGGCCGCCCCUGCCCGGGAGUCAUCUGUAUAAGUGGCUUGAGGAAGAGAUUCCCGACGCCCUCACUUGGCGUUUCCAGCCGGACAGCCCCUUUGACCAGCCGUGGAAGAUUUGGAUCAAAAAACUCCGAGAAGCGGGCAAAUUCUACGCACUAGACCCUCCACAACGGCCUGAUCCCGUGGCAAGUAGUCAUGGCAAAGUCGCUGAUGAAGGUGCAAAACAAAAGGAACUAUCGCGUCAAGAGAAUACGCGACGGAUUGACGAGGAGAUCAAAUCGUUGGAGCUUCCGGCGCAGCAAAUCAACAACUUCGAGUACCUGGCUUGGGAUCCCAGGUUCCUGGUUGAAAAGCCAUUCCGUUCCCGCCUCCCAUUUCUAGAUGGGCUGAGACAAGAUUAUGUGCUAAGUCAGCCCUACAGGGUCCCCAUCCAUGAUAUCUCGGGGGCGGAGAACCACUUAACUCUCGACACAUCCGGCUUCAGUUUUCUACGGGUUCCAGCGAAAAUGGACGAAUGGAGCGAUGAUUCCAUCCGCAAUCAAUACUUGCCACAAAUGCAGCAGUGGUUAAAAGAGUAUUUUGGCAGUGAGCUCGUUUAUAUCUUUACAUACAGCGUAGGUUCUCGGGUUUCCGAUGGUACCGAGUAG
Molecule: messenger RNA, 726 nt
Organism: Aspergillus pseudonomiae
Lineage: Eukaryota; Fungi; Ascomycota; Eurotiomycetes; Eurotiales; Aspergillaceae
Exons: 1
Coding region: 1-726 (241 amino acids)
Source: RefSeq, a predicted model, not a curated record